Molecule: messenger RNA, 3427 nt
Organism: Apus apus (common swift)
Lineage: Eukaryota; Metazoa; Chordata; Aves; Apodiformes; Apodidae
Gene: PTPN22
Product: protein tyrosine phosphatase non-receptor type 22
Exons: 21
Coding region: 123-2459 (778 amino acids)
Biological process (GO): peptidyl-tyrosine dephosphorylation; positive regulation of toll-like receptor 9 signaling pathway; T cell receptor signaling pathway
Cellular component (GO): cytoplasm; nucleus
Molecular function (GO): non-membrane spanning protein tyrosine phosphatase activity
Source: RefSeq, a predicted model, not a curated record
GCUGGUGGUGAAGUCAGUAACCGCAGCCGCGCUGGCGCUCCCCGGGCUGGUGCUUUCCACUCCGCACUUGACAUGGUCCGUUCCCAGGUUUGGAGGGACAGUUGCUAUCGGGCUCCAGCAACAUGGACCAAAGGGAGAUUCUGCUGCAAAACCUGGAAAGGGCCCAAAGGAAGAAGCUCAACCGAGAAGAGUUUGCAGACGAGUUUUUGAAGCUGAAAAGGCAGUCAACAAAGUACAGAGCGGAUAAAAUCUACCCUGCAGCAGCAUCUGAGCAACUAGAGAACAUCAAGAAGAACAGAUACAAGGACAUCCUUCCCUUUGACCACAGCAGAGUGGAGUUGUCCCUGAUCACAUCAGAUGCAGAUUCUCAUUACAUCAAUGCCAACUUCAUCAAGGGUGUCUAUGGGCCAAGAGCAUACAUUGCAACCCAAGGUCCUCUCUCCACUACUGUCAUUGACUUUUGGAGGAUGAUUUGGGAGUAUGAAGUCCUGAUUGUGGUCAUGGCUUGUAUGGAGUUUGAAAUGGGAAAGAAGAAGUGUGAGCGGUACUGGGCAGAGGUGGGCAGCUCUCCCCUGCAUUGUGGCCCUUUCUCCAUCGCCUGUGAAGCCGAGGAGAAGAAAAAGGAGUAUGUGAUUAGGACUUUAAAGGUGACCCUGAAUGAGGAAAUCCGCACCAUCCACCAGUUCCACUACAAAAACUGGCCAGACCAUGAUGUCCCCUCAUCCAUUGACCCCAUCCUGGAGCUCAUCAGUGAGAUUCGCUGCUACCAGCCAGAUGACAAUGUCCCAGUCUGCAUCCACUGCAGUGCUGGCUGUGGGAGAACAGGAGUGCUCUGUGCCAUCGACUACACCCAGAAGCUGCUGAGGGAUGGGAUUGUUCCAGUGAACUUCAGUAUUUUCAGCCUGAUCCAGGACAUGCGCACACAAAGACCUUCCCUCGUGCAGACCAAGGAGCAGUAUGAGCUGGUUUAUGAUGCAGUGAUUGAGCUCUUCAAAAGGCAGAUUAAAGCCCUUGAUGCCCAGGAAGAUUCUGCUGCUUCACAGGCACAAACAAGGCACCCUGUAGCCAAGCCACUUCUGACUCCAGUGGAAGAUAUUUAUUCUCUCAGAUUACUAACCUGCUCAGAGGAAGAGGAACAGGGUCAAGGUCUUCCUCCAGUGGUACAAAGCAAAGCACCCCCGACAAUGACAUCUGCCCCAGGAGCAGAGGACAGCUCUGGUUGUGGAGUCCCUCCCAUCAGACAGGCCGUCUCCUUCGCCACUCUGGACUUCCUCAGCUGCAGGAGGGUGGCUGCCCCAGGGGAGCAGGGUCCUGGGGAGGCUCUGCAGAAACGCCGCAGCCUGGAGCUCAGCAGCAUCUGUCCUCCUGAGCAGCUGCUUCUGCCCCUGAGGCCGAGGGCAGGAGGCAGGAGAGGGCCCGGCAGAGCACCCCUGACACGGGCUGCAUCCACCCCCUUUGUGCUGGCACAGCAGGGAGAAGGCUGGGAAUGGGAUGUGGGGGCUGCAAAGCCUGUUCUGAGUUCACAGUUGCCAGAUGCCUGCUGCUCAAGCUUCCAGGUGAAGGAGGAUGGUUUUUCCCCUGUUAAUCUACAUCACUUGAGUCAAGGCCUGGGUGGUGCCCCGAGCCACAGGAACCACGGGAGAUGUCUGUACCUGAACUGCUGCUCAGCAGAAGACCCCUACUUCUCUUCACUCUCUCCAGAUGACCCUGUGUCCCCAGUGUUUGCCGAGGGCUUGGCAGAGGGGCAGGACCUGCCCCUCCCUGCCCCUGCUGUCAGCGCUGGGGCCGGCUCCCCGCUGCCCAGGCCCGUGUCCCACCGGACUCCUUUGCUGAAGGAUGAGAGGAUGCCCUCCCCGGUCACCCCACCACUGCCAGAUGAUGACAAUCCUCCACCCCUGCCCGAGCGAACCCCUGAGUCCUUUAUUGUGGCCAGUGAAUCUGGACCAUUUCCUCUGGCAACUUCUGAUUUUCAGCUUCCAGCCAGAAAUACAAAUAUUGGAACCUCUUUUGAGUGGAGUGGUGAGUCUCACUCAGAGGUGUUUAAUGACUCAGUGAGACUGAGACCAUGUAGGAGUGUGAAGCUUUGGAGCCCACAAACAGAGAAAAGGGAUCACUCUAACUCUCCUCCCCCACUGCCUGAGAGAACCCCAGAAUCAUUUGUUCUUGCGGACACAGCAAGUCUGCAGCCUGCUGUAAGAAAUUCUGCAACAAGUUUUCCUGUCUUGGAGAGCAAUGCUUCUGAAAUGUCACAAAAAGAGCCUAUGAAAAGCUUCAGGAGAAGCAAGAGCUUGAAAAUACUGAAAAAUGUGAGAAAGAGCAUCUGUGGUCCAUCUUCACUGACAAAACAACCAGAAUCUGCCCCACCAAACCACUCGAGGUCUUUCCUUAGCUUUGGCUUUGCAAAUCGAUUUUCAAAACCUAAAGGACCAAGAAAUCCACCCCCAGCAUGGAAUAUUUAGAUACAUUCUAUAGAUUGGGCAUGACAGAUUUGUGAAGUUCUUCUGAUAUGCCUGGAGUGCUAAUCCCAGAAACGUUUCCAACAAAAUAAAUGCAUCAGAAGCUGUGGCAGGAUACAUGCAGCUCAGGCACUACUCGCACAUUCUUCAUCAACUGAAGUUUUAAAGUAAAGAAGAAUAUAGAAGUACCAGCAGCCUAGCACUUUCAGUUAAUCUACAGCAGGAUAGAAACUGAGAACACGAAUAGGUGUUUUAUCCUAAGGAGGGACAUGGGUUUUGUUGUGUUUUGGAUGGAUCUGAGGCAGUCUAAUCUGGUGAUGGGAUCCAGCCACUGAAAGCCCUGGAAGGCCAAUGGAACAGCCAAGGCAAAAGAUGACUCUGGAUCACAGACACAUUUGUGGGACUUCACUGGCAUCUGGGUCCACACCACCAAGGACCUGCACUUCCGGAAGUGUUUGCGUCGCUGGGACUACAGGAGAAUUGCAUCUCAGAUUUUAGAAAGCAUUUUUGAGUUUUUUUUCAUCGGUAAGACCAAGAUGCUGGUCAUACAGAAACUAAACCAGUGUAAGAGACUGCAGAAUUAUCUGACCCGACUGUCCUCACUAUCUGAAAACCAAACACCCUUGGUUUUUAAAGCAAUGCUGGUUUUGAGGAUGUGACUCUUCAGCACCUCUUUUCAGACGGGUGUCUCAGGAGAUGGGAUCUCUGGACGGAUUUCCCCAGCAGGUUCCUCCCGCCCACACCUCAGCGGGAGGAAACGGCUUCAUGGGAUUGUUUUCCUGCAGAGAGAGAAAAACUAAAAGGGAGUUGGUGGAGAGAGGAUCCACCGGCCACCGCUGGAACGGAGCGCGCGUCAGGACGCGUCCAACCCCGCAGGGCCCGGCCCGCCGGGACACGUGACCAGCCCCGGGCCGCCCCGCGCAUGCGCCCGCGGGCGGACUACACUUCCCGACGCGCAGCAGCAAACUACA